Esox lucius (northern pike) is the source of this 2196-nucleotide messenger RNA. RefSeq lists its product as uncharacterized. The transcript has 9 exons. The record is from RefSeq and is a predicted model, not a curated record. Lineage: Eukaryota; Metazoa; Chordata; Actinopteri; Esociformes; Esocidae. The coding region runs from base 250 to 1464 and encodes 404 amino acids.
ACACGUAUUGAACUACAAGUACCAAGCACCACACUGGAGCGUGGACUACAACUACAGAGGAAUCAAACCCUGAUAAACUACAUAUUUCAGCUGCUGGAGAAAGAGAAGAGACAGAGAGAAGAGAACCACAGAUCAUUGGUUCCCAGCUCUUCAACAACCAACCAGGACCCAGACACAGUCACCAUCACCAACCACACAGAUAAGUCAGACAUCAGCUGGAAGGUUCAUCUACAGAAGGAUCGGCUUCGCAUGUGUAUAAACCGCUUCAUAAGUUCUGUCCUUGGGAGGGGGAAUAUUGCAUCCCGGCCCGGCAUCCCCACGCUACGCCAGCGGGGAGAGAGGAUGUGGAGACAUAGAGCGACAGAGACUCUGUGUCCAGCUGGGUCAGAGCUUCUGACAGUGACUGGAGUUGUAGGAGGACGGGUGGUGAUUAAAUGUUCCUUCAACUCAUUAGACAACCACAUCAAGUAUUUCUGCAAGCGCCCCUGCUUAACUGAAUCAGAUGUUAUCAUUAAGACAAGGGUCAGAAAGAAUUAUUUUGAAGGAAGAUACAGUAUAAAUGACUUUGGAAAUGGAUACUUCAAUGUGACCAUCAAGGACCUGGAGAGGUCAGACUAUGGGACAUACUGGUGUGGAGUGGAAAGAGAUGGAGUAGACUCAUACCAAAAGGUGUAUCUCAGCGUUGAGGAAGCUCCAACCACUCCACCUGACAUCACCAGGACCAGUAUCCGCCCCCCUGUUACAGUCAGCAGGACAACUGAUGUCAUAUCAACAGAGGUGGGAAAAGCAACACUAACGACACCAACCGUGACUAAAGGAAGAACAACUGAUUCAAACAUUGAUGUACUGGUUUCUAUGGGGGCUGGUCUGGUGGUCGUGGUUUGUCUGUUGGUUCUCCUUCUCCUCAUAUUCCUCAGACAAAGGAACAGAUCAAAGACACAUACAGGAUCCUGCCCUUCCAAAAGGAAAACUUCCAAUCCCAUCUACUCCACCUCAGCCAAUCAGCACUCUGAUACACAUGACAUCAACUCUAACCAUGCCACAGCAACCAAUCAGUGUCAAGAUGACAUCUACUGCAACGUUGAUUCUUCUACAGAGGCUCUGGACAGUGUGAGCUACGCUACCGUGAACUUCCCCAGAGAUCCAUCCUGUCUCCAAUAUGAUACUGUUAACUUCCCCAGAGAUCCAUCCUGUGUCCAAUAUGAUACUGUUAACUUCCCCAGAGAUCCAUCCUGUGUCCAAUAUGAUACUGUUAACUUCCCCAGAGAUCCAUCCUGUCUCCAAUAUGAUACUGUUAACUUCCCCAGAGAUCCAUCCUGUCUCCAAUAUGACAGUGUCUCCUUCAGCAAAGACUCUGAUGUCAGUAACCAACCAGACAGUGUUACAUACUCCACUUUUAAAAGACAACACUCCAACCAUGAGAUGGUGACUUACUCUGCCAUAAAACCCAAAUGCUCACAAUGACAUCCACUACUAGUGUGUGUGUGUGGGUGUGUGUGGGUUUGUGUGUGUGGGUAUGUGUGUGGGUGUGUGUGUGUGGGUGUGCUUCUAUGUUUCUGUCAAAGUUAAGUUGAAUGAAAGGUCAUUAGAUUGGUUGAUUGGAGGGUCAUGUGAUUUUUAGACAUUCUGUUUCAACCCUCUUUUAUUCUGUGUCUGAGGCUGCUGACCACAGGAAGCGAUGCAGUCUGGAGGCUUAGGGGUUUCUUGUUGCAGUUGAUUUGCAUGUUUGCUGAGAGCACAUUAAUUGGUUGGAACACAGAAAGAUGGAGGAUGCAGGCUGCCUUCUGGACUGCAAUUAUUUCCUGUUUCCUUUUUUGCUGGUUUACAUGUGUUUAUUGUGGUGCAAUGGACAAUGAAAGCUUUCAGAAACCUUUGAGGCUUGCUUUGAAAAGCAUUUUAUCACUCAAAGCUAUUAAACUCAAUACACAGUAGUGACAUAUGCUGGUCAGAAAUAUAUAUUGUAUGUUUAAUGUUUAUGUAGAGGUCUUUUCCCAUAACAUUAUAAGACUUUGUGGCGUUAAAUGUGCCAUUGAAAAAGGGAAUUAGAAUCCGGGCUUGUGUGUGUGUUUAUAUCCUUUGGAAAACUGAGAGAAAUGGAAGAACAUGCCUUAGUUGAUAAACAUUAUAGAAAUAAUGUGGCUUGUGUCUUGGUCAUUGCUUUACAUUGGCUGCUAUAUUACAUGAUAUUGUUAACUU